This is a messenger RNA of Cornus florida, 1197 nucleotides long. RefSeq names its product protein VERNALIZATION 3-like. NCBI's taxonomy places the organism in Eukaryota, Viridiplantae, Streptophyta, Magnoliopsida, Cornales, Cornaceae. Bases 269 to 844 code for a protein of 191 amino acids. The record is from RefSeq and is a predicted model, not a curated record. The transcript has 2 exons.
UACUAUAUAGCUGGGACCUACCUUUGCACAAAUCAAUCUUAUCACGGAGACAUACGGAAGCCCGAAUAUCAAUCUUAGGAUUAUAGUUUCUGUCUGUCUAAAAAAAAAAAGGAAAAAGAAAACGUAAAUUUGACCAAUGAAACAUAAAGUAAGCCGGGGUACUUAGAUAUUUACCACAACAACUUUUAAAAAAAAAAGAAAAAUAUCUAAAUAUAGAGUCUAUACAUACACAUAUAUAGCCCAUAGUCGCUCUCUAAGAGAUAUUAAUAUGUACAGUACUGUAGUUGGUAAAAAUUGUCGUGCCAUGCCUAGGAACAGGGAUCCUCUGGUUGUUGGGCGUGUCGUGGGCGAUGUUUUGGAGCCCUUCACCAGGUCAGUUGGCCUUAGGGUCAUCUUCAACAGCAGAGAAGUCACAAAUGGUUGUGAGUUCAGACCCUCUCAAGUUGUGAACCAACCCAGAGUUGAUAUUGGAGGUGAUGAUCUGAGGACCUUCUACACCCUUGUUAUGGUUGAUCCUGAUGCUCCCAGCCCAAGUGACCCAAACCUUAGGGAAUACUUGCAUUGGUUAGCGGACUCUCUCUCUCUUGUUCUUCAUCUUCUUGUUCUUCAGACACAAAAUAGAAAGAGAUACAGAUCUCUAUUUGAUGCGUUAUUGAUAUGCAUUAAUUUUUCCAAUAAUAUAUGUAUAUAUAAGAUAUAUUAUUAUUAUCUGCCCUUGUUUUUGUUUGAUAUGUUUGCAUCAAUUUCGAUGGUAAUUGUGCCUUAUCUCCCCCAAACUCACCCACACACAUAUGUGAUGAGGAAUCUCUUACUCUCUAAUCUAUGUGUAUGCGUGUAUAGAUAGAUAUAUAUAUAUAUGUGUAUAGAUAUCACAGAAACAAAUACAGGCCGCGUUGCUCAGUUUAUGUUAAAGCAGUCUGUUCUUCCCCCUUCUCUGUUCGAUGUCCAUCCCACUGACAAAAAAAAAUAAUAAUAAUAAAUUAAUAAAAUAAAUAAACAAAUAAAUAUCUCCAGAAGAGAGAGAAAGAAAAAUAACCCUCACGUGCCCACCACCAUCUCUCUCUAUAUGUCAGCAUAUGUAUAUAUCGUUCUCAGUCCAGAUAAGAUGUACUUUUAGCCUUGUCACUUGGUUUGUUCAGAUCCCCAAGAAAGAAAAAUUAAUAUAUAUAUAUAUAUAUAUAUAUAUAUAUAUAUAUA